GGGUGGGCGAGGCUGCUCCUCUCCGCUCCGCUCGGGCUGGACGGCGCCUCCAUUACCCCGAGACCGGGAGCGGCACACGACGCGAUGGCCCUGGACGGCAUCCGCAUGCCGGACGGUUGCUACGCGGACGGGACAUGGGAGCUCAACGUCCAUGUCACGGAUCUGGGCCGCGACGUGACGCUGCGGGUGACGGGCGAGGUGCACAUCGGCGGCGUCAUGCUGAAGCUGGUGGAGAAGCUGGAUGUCAAGAAAGACUGGUCAGAUCACGCACUGUGGUGGGAAAAAAAGAAAACCUGGCUCCUCAAAACUCACUGGACCUUGGACAAAUAUGGUAUACAAGCUGAUGCUAAGCUCCAGUUCACUCCUCAACAUAAAUUACUUCGUCUUCAACUUCCGAACAUGAAGUAUGUGAAAGUGAAAGUGAAUUUCUCUGAUAGAGUCUUCAAAGCUGUAUCUGAUAUCUGUAAGACUUUCAACAUCAGACACCCGGAGGAACUCUCUCUUUUGAGGAAACCCAGAGAUCCGACAAAGAAAAAAAAGAAAAAGCUAGAUGAUCAGUGUGAAGAUGAAGCACUGGAACUGGAGGGACCGUUAAUCACUCCAGGAUCAGGCACUGAUGUUCUUUACAUCGGCCCCGUGAAAGGAAACAUAUAUUCAAGCCCUGGACUUUAUAGUAAAACUAUGACGCCAACAUACGAUUCUCACGAUGGAAGUCCUCUGUCUCCAACUUCAGCUUGGUUUGGAGAUAGUGCUUUAUCAGAAGGAAAUCCUGGCAUACUUGCUGUUAGCCAGCCAAUCACUUCCCCAGAAAUCUUAGCAAAAAUGUACAAGCCACAAGCGCUUCUUGAUAAAGCUAAGAUCAACCAAGGGUGGCUGGACUCAUCAAGAUCUCUCAUGGAGCAAGAAGUGAAAGAAAACGAGGCCUUACUGCUUCGGUUCAAAUACUACAGCUUUUUUGACUUGAAUCCAAAGUAUGAUGCAAUCAGAAUCAACCAGCUUUAUGAGCAAUCUAAAUGGGCUAUUCUUUUAGAAGAAAUCGAAUGUACGGAAGAAGAAAUGAUGAUGUUCGCAGCAUUGCAGUAUCACAUCAACAAGCUGUCAAUCAUGUCCUCAGAAAAUCACUUGAACAACAGUGACAAAGAAGUGGAUGAAGUAGAUGCUGCCCUUUCUGACUUGGAAAUUACUUUGGAAGGUGGUAAAACAUCCACUAUUCUGGGUGACAUCACUUCAAUUCCUGAGCUUGCCGACUACAUUAAAGUAUUCAAGCCUAAGAAGCUGACGCUAAAAGGUUAUAAACCAUAUUGGUGCACCUUCAAAGAUACUUCUAUUUCCUGCUAUAAAAGCAAAGAAGAAUCCAAUGGGACUCCAGCUCACCAAAUGAACUUAAGAGGCUGUGAGGUUACCCCUGAUGUAAACAUCUCUGGUCAGAAGUUUAAUAUCAAACUUCUGAUUCCAGUUGCGGAGGGUAUGAAUGAAAUCUGGCUUCGCUGCGAUAACGAAAAGCAGUAUGCACACUGGAUGGCAGCCUGCAGGCUAGCGUCCAAGGGCAAGACCAUGGCAGACAGCUCCUAUAACCUAGAAGUUCAGAAUAUCCUGUCAUUUUUGAAGAUGCAGCAUUUGAACCCAGACCCACAGCUAAUGCCAGAGCAGAUCACAACGGACAUUAAUCCCGAAUGCCUGGUGUCACCUCGCUACCUUAAAAAGUACAAGAACAAACAGCCAGGCUAUAUAAGAGACUUGAUCACAGCCAGGAUUCUGGAGGCCCAUCAGAACGUAGCUCAGAUGAGUCUAAUCGAAGCAAAGAUGAGAUUUAUCCAAGCUUGGCAAUCUCUACCAGAAUUUGGCAUCACACACUUUAUUGCAAGAUUCCAAGGGGGCAAGAAAGAAGAGCUGAUUGGGAUUGCCUAUAACAGACUGAUAAGAAUGGAUGCAAGCACAGGAGAUGCAAUUAAAACAUGGCGAUUCAGCAACAUGAAACAGUGGAACGUAAACUGGGAGAUCAAAAUGGUCACGGUUGAGUUCGCAGAUGAAGUACGGGUGUCCUUCAUUUGCACGGAGGUGGAUUGCAAGGUGGUUCACGAGUUCAUUGGUGGCUACAUUUUCUUGUCAACGCGGGCAAAAGACCAGAACGAAAGUUUAGAUGAAGAGAUGUUCUACAAACUUACCAGCGGUUGGGUGUGAGUUUGAUGUACUGUUUACAGAGAGAAACCCCCAUGGCCAUAUUAAAUAUUUAACUUUAAAAGCUGUUGUUUGAAAUAUGCUGCUUAAUAAAGUAAGCCUGAAGUGUAUCUUUUUAUUUUUUUUAAUCAUGAAAAUUUUUGCAUUACCCAGAGCAGUUAAUACGUGCACUAAUGAGCACUUCUGUUAAUCUGCUAUAACGAGACAGUACGUGAGCUGUGUUGUGGCACAUUCUGCCUAUAGCCUUUAGACACAAGCCGUGAUGAGCCAGUCGGGAUCUGAUUUAACUGAUGCAAGCUAGCCAAAUUCAUAAGAGAACUCUAAGCCAUCUACUAGAAAGCUGUCCAGGCCUUAAACGAUAUGAAGUCUAUUUAUCAUGUUUAAUGCAUGUGGUUUUUACUUUUGUGCUUUUUCUGUAAAUUAGACAUGUUUUCAAAGUUGUUCUACCUUUGAGUAGAAAUUUGAUGUUUAAUUUCACACUACAUGAACUGGCAGGUGCCUGAUGCUAUUUUGAAGAUAAUGUGUGUGGCCUUGAAGAAUGUUCCUCUGUUAGUCUGUUGUAGCGUGAUUUAUUUGUUAACUUUCCUUUUGAUAAUCAUUUAUAUUGUCUUUUUUUUUAUUUUUACACCGUAUUGUAUUACAACACUUUUAGUAUUCACCAGCAUAGUCACUGUCUGCCUAUGAUAUGCAAACCUUUUCAUUAUGAUAUGAAGUAAAGGUCUAUGAAGUAUAGGUUUUGUGUAACUAAUGUAAAAACACAAAUUUUAUAAAAUUGUACAGUUUUUUUAACUAGUCUCACAAGCCAGCUAGAGUACUGCAUAGACCUAGUGCAUCAGCAUUAAUGCUAUUAGGCUUCUAAAAGAUAAGGGUAGCAGUUUAGGAACAGAUAAUUGCAGUUCAGUACCUUUUUAUCUAAGUUAAGUCUGACUUUUGUUAGAGCCAGGCCACAGUGUCUUUAAUAGGCCUGCCUGGAGUCAGCAGGUCCCACCUGUGCACCAGCACCAGUGCCGAGGGAGCCUGACCCACCUCAUGCCAAGGAAUUACCAGUCUCGUGUCCCAGUAGCCUGUGGUGGAAAGACUACAUAUAAAUGCAUUGUAUUUUAAAUAAAAGGAAAUCUUUUAUUUAAUA
Gavialis gangeticus (Gharial) is the source of this 3307-nucleotide messenger RNA. It is a transcript of the gene FERMT2, whose product is annotated as fermitin family member 2. Gene Ontology annotation, cellular component: focal adhesion; extrinsic component of cytoplasmic side of plasma membrane. Gene Ontology annotation, biological process: cell-matrix adhesion; integrin-mediated signaling pathway. The transcript is spliced from 16 exons. NCBI's taxonomy places the organism in Eukaryota, Metazoa, Chordata, Crocodylia, Gavialidae. The record is from RefSeq and is a predicted model, not a curated record. Gene Ontology annotation, molecular function: integrin binding. The coding region runs from base 85 to 2181 and encodes 698 amino acids.